AUGGCUAAUAAAUCUGUCCUCCGGUUUCCGCAAGACGCGGCGCCUCUGGCGGCGAUCGGAGCGGCGGCUAUUGCUAAGAUCGAGAUCGAUGCCGCCGUCGACGCGAGCCUGUCUGGAAGCACCCCGCCCGUGCUGUACCUCCCCUCGGGCGAAGAGCUACGGGGGGCCGGCACCAUCCUCCGCUAUUUCGGCCGCGUCGCGCAGCGGGAGGGCUUCUACGGCGGCUCAGAUCCAAUCGCCGCGUGCCAGGUGGACGAGGUGGUCGAUUAUGCACCAACUCUGGGCAUCGGCUCCGAGUUUGAGCGUGUGUGCGCGUACCUCAACAGCUACCUCGCCGCGCGCACCUUCUUUGUCUCCUAUGACCUCUCCAUCGCUGAUGUCGCCAUCUAUGCUGGCCUCUUUGCCACAGGGCAGCGGUGGGACAGCAUACGCCGGUCGCCCACAGCCAAGUACCCGAACCUCAUCCGCUGGUUCAACACCGUCUCCGCCGAAGCUCCCGACCUCGCCCCGAGCCUGCUGCCCUUCAGCAGGAAGGCCGCCCAAGCCUUAGCCUCGGCAGCCAAGAAGGGGCCAGGCACGGGCGAGGAAGCAGGCAAGGGCGGCGGCAAGGGGAAGGAGGAGAAGGGAGAUGGCGGUGGGGGGGCGGCAGGGGGGGCAGGCGGAAGCACAGGGGGAGGGGGAGGGGGGGGAGACCAGCCAGCGGAGCUGGAGCUUCCAGGGGCGGUUUACGGGCAGGUGGUAACCCGGUUUCCGCCUGAGCCCAGCGGGUUUAUGCACAUUGGGCACGCGAAGGCGGCGCUGAUGAACCAGUUCUUUGCGGAGAAGUACGGCGGGAAGAUGCUGGUGCGGUUUGACGACACGAACCCCAGCAAGGAGAAGGACGAAUUCGUGGAGAGCAUUCUGGCGGAUAUGGCGAGGUUGGGCCUCACGUGGGACACGAUCACCCACACGUCUGAUUACUUCGAUGGGCUCAUUGCCAUGUGUGAGAAGCUGAUCCGCGAGGGCAAGGCGUACGUGGACAGCACGCCCAAGGAGCAGAUGAGGGAGGAGCGCAUGGUGGGCACCGAGUCCGCGUGCCGGGGGCACAGCAUAGAGCGCAACCUGGAGCUGUGGGCGGAGAUGCUGAAAGGCAGCGAUGUGGGCAAGGAGUGCUGCGUCCGUGCCAAGUGGGACAUGCAGGCAGUGAACAAGACCCUGCGCGACCCUGUGUACUUCAGAGUGGAUGCAUCCGGCCUGCCCCAUCUGCGCACGGGCACCAAGUACAAGGCGUACCCCACGUACGACUUUGCGUGCCCAUACGUGGACAGCAUAGAGGGCGUCACCCACGCGCUGCGCUCCUCCGAGUACCACGACCGCAACGAGCAGUACUACCGCGUGCUGGAGGACAUGGGGUUGCGGCGAGUGGAGGUGUGGGACUUCUCGCGUCUCAACUUCGUGUACACGCUGCUGUCCAAGCGCAAGCUCGCGUGGUUCGUGGACAACGGCCGUGUCACCGGGUGGGACGACCCGCGCUUUCCCACCGUGCAGGGCAUGCUCAGACGCGGGCUCACCGUGCCUGCUCUCAAGCAAUUCAUUCUCUCACAGGUAUCCAUAAAGUGGGUAGGGUGGGCUUAG
Closterium sp. Naga37s-1 is the source of this 1614-nucleotide messenger RNA. The record is from the annotation of a GenBank genome assembly. NCBI's taxonomy places the organism in Eukaryota, Viridiplantae, Streptophyta, Zygnematophyceae, Desmidiales, Closteriaceae.